AUGAAGCCUCUGGAGAAAUUUUUGAAGAAGCAGACAUCGCAGCUGGCGGGGCGAACGGUGGCGGGAGGUCCCAGCGGGGGUCCGGGGAGCUGCGGCGGGUUCGGAGGGGGUGGGGGACCUGGUGGGGGCGGCGGUCCAGCAGGGGGACCGCGGCCACUGCAGCGGCGUCAGAGCGUGUCUCGCCUGCUGCUCCCAGCUUUCCUCCGGGAGCCCCCCGCCGAGCCAGGGCUGGAUCCGCCCCCUGAGGAGGAAGGGGGAGAGCUGGUGGGGGUCUCGGAGGACCCGGGCAGCGGGGGUCCUUGUUGGUUGCAGCUAGAGGAGGUGCAGGGAUCCGGACCGCUCGGGGGCGGGGGGCCCUUGCGCUCCCCUUCCUCGUACUCCUCAGAUGAGCUGUCCCCGGGCGAGCCCCUGACUUCGCCACCCUGGGCCCCCCUGGGCGCCCCCGAGCGGCCAGAGCAUCUUCUGAACCGGGUCCUGGAGCGGCUGGCCGGAGGGGCCACCAGGGACAGCGGUGUUUCAGAUAUCCUACUUGAUGACAUCGUCCUCACCCAUUCCCUUUUCCUCCCGACCGAGAAAUUUCUGCAGGAACUGCACCAGUCAUAUCCUUUUGUGGACUUUGUUCAGGCAAGGGGACUGGAGGGCCCCGAAGGGCUGGGCCGAAAGCAGGCCUGUCUAGCUAUGCUCCUCCAUUUGGACACCUACCAGGGUCUGCUGCAGGAGGAAGAGGGGGCUGGCCUUAUCAUCAAGGAUCUGUACCUGCUAAUUAUGAAAGAUGAGUCUCUUUACCAAGACCUCCGAGAGGACACACUGAGGCUACACCAGCUUGUGGAGACAGUGGAGCUAAAGAUUCCAGAGGAGAGUCAGCCAUCCAGCAAGCAGGUUAAGCCACUCUUCCGCCACUUCCGCCGGAUAGACUCCUGUCUGCAGACCCGAGUAGCCUUCCGAGGCUCAGAUGAGAUCUUCUGCCGGGUCUACAUGCCUGACCACUCUUACGUGACCAUACGAAGCCGCCUCUCAGCAUCUGUGCAGGAUAUUCUGGGCUCUGUGACGGAGAAGCUGCAGUACUCAGAGGAGCCUGCAGAGCGUGAAGAUUCCCUCAUUCUUGUAGCUGUGGCCUCCUCUGGAGAGAAGGUCCUUCUCCAGCCAACAGAGGACUGUGUUUUCACCACACUGGGCAUCAACAGCCACCUGUUUGCCUGUACCCGGGACAGCUAUGAGGCACUGGUGCCCCUCCCAGAGGAAAUCCAGGUCUCCCCUGGAGACCCAGAAAUCCACCGAGUGGAGCCGGAGGAUGUGGCUAACCACCUUACUGCCUUCCACUGGGAACUGUUCCGGUGUGUGCACGAGCUGGAGUUCGUGGACUACGUGUUCCACGGAGAGCGUGGUCGCCGGGAGACAGCCAACUUGGAGCUGCUGCUGCAACGCUGCAGCGAGGUCACCCACUGGGUGGCCACUGAAGUGUUGCUCUGUGAAGCCCCAGGCAAGCGUGCACAGCUGCUCAAGAAGUUUAUCAAGAUCGCAGCCAUCUGCAAGCAGAACCAGGACCUGCUGUCCUUCUAUGCUGUAGUCAUGGGGUUAGACAAUGCUGCUGUCAGCCGCCUGCGGCUCACCUGGGAGAAGCUGCCAGGGAAAUUCAAGAACUUGUUCCGCAAAUUUGAGAACCUGACGGACCCCUGCAGGAACCACAAAAGUUAUCGAGAAGUGAUCUCCAAAAUGAAGCCCCCUGUGAUUCCCUUCGUGCCUCUGAUCCUCAAAGACCUGACCUUCCUGCACGAGGGGAGUAAGACCCUUGUAGAUGGUUUGGUGAACAUCGAAAAGUUGCAUUCAGUGGCCGAGAAAGUGAGGACUAUCCGCAAAUACCGGAGUCGGCCCCUCUGCCUGGACAUGGAGGCCUCCCCUCACCACCUGCAGACCAAGGCCUAUGUGCGCCAGUUCCAGGUCAUCGACAACCAGAACCUACUCUUUGAGCUUUCCUACAAGCUGGAGGCUAAUAAUCAGUGA
This is a messenger RNA of Castor canadensis (American beaver), 2001 nucleotides long. It is a transcript of the gene Rapgefl1, whose product is annotated as Rap guanine nucleotide exchange factor like 1. Gene Ontology annotation, molecular function: guanyl-nucleotide exchange factor activity. Gene Ontology annotation, cellular component: plasma membrane. The record is from RefSeq and is a predicted model, not a curated record. NCBI's taxonomy places the organism in Eukaryota, Metazoa, Chordata, Mammalia, Rodentia, Castoridae. Gene Ontology annotation, biological process: Ras protein signal transduction.